UUCACAGCCGUGUAACCAAAACACAAACGGGAAAGAAGACUCACAAGGCAACCAGACAGAAAGCCAGAGCAGACCAAUCCUCUCCCAAUAAUAGAGAGAGCAAAACAGGAGGUUCUCACUGAUGGGUUCCUGGAACAUAUCCACACUGACGGCCAUGGUGGUUCUGGUGGCCUUGUUGGGCUCGCCAACCAAGGCACAAGAGUCGACCUGCGCUAAUGACCUGGUGCCUUGUGCAAACUACCUCAACAACACGGACCAACCAUCCACCACCUGCUGCACCGCCAUCAAACAGACCGUGGCUACCCAGCUCCGCUGCCUGUGCAAUCUCUAUUUUACCCCCGGACUUCUCCAGGCCGUGGGCGCUAACACCACCUCGGCUCUCAGAAUUGCCAACGCUUGCGGCGUCGACUCUGUCGGUGUUGAUCAGUGCAAAGCUAUCCUGGGAGCACCAACUGCUUCUCCACCUUCAGCUGUACCGGGAGGUGAUGGUAGCAGUGGUUCGGGCAGGAUUGCAUGGACCGGACUCCCUGCUCUGCUCUUAUUCUGGGCUUCCGUCAUGUAUUAUUAGUCUUUUCGCAGCCGAUAAUUAUAGUCUAUUGAGUAAAUAAGGCAAAGAUCGUUUUGGUAUUAGGGUCCAGAGCAGAAACUGGAGUUCAUUGUAUUUGCUUCUUGUUGGUCGAGAUUAAUUUAUUUGAGUAGCAUUUUUAGCUUGGGUCAUUGCUUAUGAUCGUGUGCUUUUGGUAGCACCAUUGACCAAAUUCGUGCUUAUAUCGUGAUGGUUUUCUAUAGUAUUAGUAAUGAAUCAAUCUUUGCUGCAAAUGGGUGAGACUCAAUGUGGUUUGUAAAGGGGAAAUGGAUUCUCUACUCUUAU
Rosa chinensis is the source of this 871-nucleotide messenger RNA. Its product is annotated as non-specific lipid transfer protein GPI-anchored 7. Bases 122 to 568 code for a protein of 148 amino acids. The record is from RefSeq and is a predicted model, not a curated record. The transcript has 3 exons. NCBI's taxonomy places the organism in Eukaryota, Viridiplantae, Streptophyta, Magnoliopsida, Rosales, Rosaceae.